AUGGUCAAACAUCACUUGUACAAAUAUGGUUUUUUGCCCAACUAUUAUACAUGGAUUGAUCAUGGAGAAGCGGAUCAAAGUGUGGACAUUGAUGGUCAUUCUAGUAGCGGCGGGAAUGCUGGUCGAGAUAAUACAGGUGAUGAAGAACAAUUUGAUGCAAUGAAUGAAAUGAUCUCUGAUGUUUUUAGGCCAUCUGUUAAUGCCCCAAAUGUGAAUGUUGAUAUGGAAAACGAAAUAGUUAGUGAGGGUGAGGUACCAAAUGAAAAAGCUCAACAAUUUUAUGAUGAAUUGAUCUCUGCAAACCAACCGAUUUAUGAGGGAGCUUCUGAAUCCAGACUAUCUAUUUCAGUUAAGCUGUUGGCUGCCAUGUCUACUUGGCAUGUUCCUCAAAAGGCCAUGGAUUUUUUCUCCCAAAUGCUAAUCGACGUUUGUCCAACUAAAGGAUGCUUACCUGAAAAAUAUUACCAAGUGAAAAAGUUGGUGUCUAAGUUAGGAUUAGAGGUUGAGAAAAUUGAUUGUUGUGUGAAUGGAUGCUUAUUAUAUUUUAAAGAAGAUAGAACUUUAACUCAAUGUAGAGUUUGUGGAGCUGCUAGGUAUGUUCCACGAAAGUGUGGAAUGGGACAAUACAAAGAUGUGGCAGUGAAGAGAAUGUUCUAUUUUCCGAUCAUUCCUAGGUUACAACGACUCUUUGCUUCAAAGGAAUCUACAGCUCAAAUGAGAUGGCAUCGUGAGAACCCCAGUGAUCCAAAUAUUUUACGUCACCCAUCUGAUGGAAAAGCAUGGAAACACUUCGAUGAAGUUUAUCCCGAUUAUGCUAGUGACCCAAGAAAUGUAAGAUUGGGUUUAUGUACGGAUGGGUUUACCCCUUACAUUCAAGCCUCUAGUACUCCAUAUUCACGCUGGCCGAUAAUAGUCACACCCUACAAUCUCCCUCCCGAAAUGUGCAUGACCAAACCAUACUUGUUCUUGACUUGUCUUGUACCUGGACCGUACAAUCCGAAAGCUAAAAUAGAUGUCUACUUGCAACCUUUGAUAGAUGAUUUGCAACGCUUGUGGAGAGAUGGCAUUGUGACUUAUGAUAUCUCUAUGCAACAAAAUUUUGUAAUGAGAGCGCAUUUAAUGUGGACGAUCAAUGAUUUUCCAGCAUAUGGUAUGUUGUCUGGAUGGGGGACACAAGGUAGAUUAGCAUGCCCUUAUUGCAUGGACAGUACAGAUGCUUUCACCUUAAGAUAUGGUGGAAAAAGUUGUUGGUUUGAUUGUCAUCGUAGGUUUUUACCAAUGGAUCAUCCGUUUAGAAAAAGUAAAAAAAGAUUUGCAAAAGACACGAUUAAGAAAAAAAAACCACCAUAUAUGUUUACUGGCCAUGAUGUCUGGGAAGCAGUUCGUGAUUUUCCAAAAGUUACAGACAGUGAUUGGGCCUCCAAAUUUCCAGGGUAUGGCAAAAAACAUAAUUGGAUCAAAAGAAGUAUAUUUUGGGAUCUUCCAUAUUGGAUGGACAACUUGUUAAGGCACAACCUUGAUGUGAUGCACAUAGAGAAAAAUGUAUUUGAUAAUGUGUUUUACACUGUCAUGAAUGAUCCUACAAAAACAAAGGACAAUGAGAAAGCGAGAUUGGAUUUACCUCUUAACUGUUUACGCGGGGAUUUAGAGAUGGUUACUCUACCUAAUGGAAAGAUGGCUAAGCCAAAGAUGGAUUAA
Vicia villosa (hairy vetch) is the source of this 1698-nucleotide messenger RNA. RefSeq lists its product as uncharacterized. Lineage: Eukaryota; Viridiplantae; Streptophyta; Magnoliopsida; Fabales; Fabaceae. The transcript is spliced from 2 exons. Bases 1 to 1698 code for a protein of 565 amino acids. The record is from RefSeq and is a predicted model, not a curated record.